Molecule: messenger RNA, 3053 nt
Organism: Dendroctonus ponderosae (mountain pine beetle)
Lineage: Eukaryota; Metazoa; Arthropoda; Insecta; Coleoptera; Curculionidae
Product: protein alan shepard
Exons: 11
Coding region: 550-2052 (500 amino acids)
Cellular component (GO): cytosol; nucleus; ribonucleoprotein complex
Molecular function (GO): poly(A) binding; poly(U) RNA binding; mRNA 3'-UTR binding
Source: RefSeq, a predicted model, not a curated record
AUAUGCGCAUAAACACUCCGUUGCAUUCUGCAUCUUUACGGUACGGUGUAAACCAGAAAUGUCGGAUGCUGUUCCGAUAGUGAUUUAGCACCAUUAGAAAACUAUUCUAAAUUUUGCCGUUUUCCUAGUGUAACUUAGUAGUUCGCAUCGUUUCGAAUCAGUACGGACUUUACAGAUAACUGACUGACUGCCGUUUUUCCAAAAAUCAUUUUAUUUGGGGCGUUUUGACAUCUGUCAGAGUUAGGAGGGCGUAUGCAUUCUUGCUGAAUUUAUCGCGAAUCUAUCAAAGGCCUUCUCCGAAGUACCUUUUGUGCUAUAAGAAAAGACUUACCAUCAAGUGCCUUUCCAUAUCCCAUCAACAUUUCAGUCCACGGAGUCGAGGAAUCAGCCAAGACACACAACUCCAGUGGGGCCAUACCUGGAGUAACGCGGCACUUUCAUCAACAAAACACGCAUCAUCAACACGGUCAACAGUUACCUGCAGGUGCUCAACACCAGUUCGCAGCAGCCGGUGGAGCACCGAUUAAAGGGUGCGCCUUAGGUGCACCCAUGGCCACCCAGCACCAAACGCCGGGGGGCUAUCGCGGCCAGUGGAGCAACGUAGGCGCUGGACAUCAACACCCGGUGGCUGCAGCCAUUGCAGCCCCUUAUCAACCCUACCAACGUUACGCGGCAGCUCAGGCCCAACAGCCUGCUGCUCAACUUCCGCAGCAACAGCAACAGUCCAUCUCCUACAGUACGGCUGCUGCCAACUACAACAAUUCGAAUUCGUACGCUAAUCAGCGUGUUCCAACUGCAACUUCGCCAUCAAACGCGAGCAGUUCCAGCAGUCACACAGGCGGAAGUCAAUCCGGACAAGCCGCAGGUGGAAGUAUGCUGAACAAUUCGCAAAACAUGCAACAGCCUCAGCAACAGGCCAAUGCAGUCAACAAUUCGGUAUCCUCUAACGGAUCGGCUCAGAGCCAUGGAUCAGAACAACUAAGCAAGACUAAUCUCUAUAUUCGAGGAUUAAACCCUGGGACGACUGAUAAGGAUCUGGUCAGCAUGUGCCAACAAUAUGGCACAAUUAUAUCUACCAAAGCUAUUUUAGAUAAGAAUACUAACAAAUGUAAAGGAUACGGUUUUGUUGACUUUGAGAAUCCCGUUGCUGCCGAAGGAGCUGUUAAAGCCUUGACAGCGCGCAACAUCCAGGCUCAAAUGGCGAAAGUGGGUAUUUGGUAUCAUCAGCGUAGACCUGCCACUGUACGUUUGCAUCAACAGGAACAAGAUCCCACUAAUCUCUACAUCGCUAAUCUGCCCCCCAAUUUCAAGGAAUCUGAUUUGGAUUCGUUACUUUCCAAGUAUGGCCAAGUUAUAUCAACUAGAAUAUUGCGCGAUUCACAAGGAAUCUCGAAGGGCGUAGGGUUUGCCCGCAUGGAAUCGAAAGAUAAGUGCGAGCACAUCAUACAGAUUUUCAAUAAUCACAAUUUGCCAAAUUGCAAGGAUCCAUUGUUGGUCAAAUUUGCCGAUGGCGGCAACAAGAAGAAGAACUUAUACAAUAAGUAUGUGAAUUAUUUUCAGAGUAACGACAACUCAAUGAAGUGGCGUGAUGCGGCGGAAGGCAUGGGCGCCAUGGCUUACGCUCCAGAGGCUUUAGCCUCCAAUGGUGUCGCUGGACAACAUCCUAUGAUCUACAACUACAGACAACUUAGUCAGUUUACUGGCUACAGUCAUCAAUGGAUGCCACAAUACGUUAUGCAAGGCCCGAUUCAACCCGUGGAUGAAGGCUACGGCCUCCAAGGCCAUGUGCAGCCCCGCGAUGGUCAAACUCCGCGCGGUAUUCCCCUAAUGGUUCCAACUGGGGAGACGCCCAUGCAGUACGCGCUUCCACAGUUAACAGCCCAAAUGAACGCUAUUCAGCUUCAACCGGCAGGAUCCUACAUGCCAACCACGAACUUUUAUACCACUGCGCCGUAUUCCAUUAUGGCGGUGCCUGUUGAUUCAGAACACACUAGUAAUGCUGCUAGUCCUGAUGAUCCGUAUGGAGCUUACCAACAGGGGCCCCAAAAAUAGAGUACCAACCGUCAGUGCAGUUUUGCAGCGAGAAUUUGCUAAGACUACUCUGUGAACUCAGGACUCUUCUUGUUUUGGCACUAAGUAUAGGAUAUGUUGUAGUGCCAUUACCGAUAAUAUCAAUCUUUUGAUAUGUGCAAGCGACGCUAGUUCAAUAGUUGAAGAGUGAGCUUCGUUAAUAGUUGACGGUUUUACUUCACAAAACAUAAUUUUUAAGUAAACUUGAUUUAUUGUUUGAUUGUUAGCUAAAUUCUAACAAAUCCUGUACUUACUAUUUAAUUGGCUUGAUCAAUUUUAUGGGGGUCCUGAGUUUAGGCUAAGUAGUGUUUUGUUUUAGUGGCGUUGCCCGGCGAGUUACUUGUGAUUAGCGCAAUUGAUUCCUCCAACGGGCUUGUAAAGAGACUGUUUUAGUUAAAAAUUGUAAUUCGAGCUCUAAAGCUUGAAUUUUUAGAUUUCAAUUCAAAUUUGAUUCAAACGGAUUUUAUUUCAACCAAUCUUGCUUAUAUUAAGGCAGAGCACGUGUGCUAUAGUUUUCAUUGCUAUUACGCGAGACUUACAUAAUUAAAUUUGUACCAAUAUUUCGAAAUCGUCUUGACUUAUGAAGUCAUUAGAGUUUCGAAAUAUUUAGAUUUUCUCUCGGGUUGGAUGUGGAAAACUAGCAACGAAAAGUUUUGUUUUGCGAAAGUCGGCGAGCACAAUUCAUGAAUUUUAAUAGCGUGAAAUUCAGUCUGGUUGUUUUUGUCUUGUUUUUACUACUUGUCGUUUUAAAUAUAUUGUUCUCAUGUGUGCAGGCGAUGUGUUGUUAUCCGACCAUGAUAUCUAGAUGGAUAAUCUGUAAAUCGGAAGUUUGUAAUUACGUAGAACAUUUGUAUGGAUUGAGUCACACACAUACCUUUUCCAUUGGACAUAUUUUAUUAUGUGACAAUUACUAGUAUUCUUUACUGUUCACUGAAUUGACGAAAAAAUGGAGAAUCAUUAAAAUGGCCCGUUUACCACAAAUA